Ylistrum balloti is the source of this 664-nucleotide messenger RNA. RefSeq lists its product as uncharacterized. Lineage: Eukaryota; Metazoa; Mollusca; Bivalvia; Pectinida; Pectinidae. The record is from RefSeq and is a predicted model, not a curated record. Bases 266 to 535 code for a protein of 89 amino acids. The transcript is spliced from 3 exons.
UGUAGCUAUAGCCGCCAUUGUAUCUCAUCGGCUCGUUUUCUAGUAUUUGUUAAAAAUAGGCAGAUUUCUACUGAUAAUGUGUGAUACAGCUGUCGUUGGAAAGUUCUUGUUCUAUAGCUGACCACUAGUGCUGAUUAAUUUGGUGGUAUCUGUGUGUUAUAGGAUGAUGAGGUAUCAAUGAUACGUGUCAGUAUACAGUGAAUAAGACAGCAGGCACAAAAUCCAACUUCGAUUUUUCUAUAUUUUGGAUUAUUACCAUUCAAAGAUGCCGGGAUUUACGAUAAUGGCUGAGGCCGGAAAGCAAGACAGUCCAUCUAACACGAAACGAGAACAAAUCAUGGAGGAUGCCGGAAGUGACGAAACAAUUAUACAAGAAGGCUUACUAAUCCAGCAUUCUCUUGACAAGAAGUCGAAGGGCAAAAACAAGCUGCCAUCUUUACCAUAUCCUGAUCCAACAAAGGAAGGCGAUGAAGAGGAAAUCACAAGAAAAUGCCGCGAUUUCCAAUCCCAACAAAAUCAGAAAAGUGCCAAAUAAUGCUGCCUAGUGAUGAUGUUGAAUUGUCAACAUGAACAUUCGUAAUUUUAUAAGUAGUCUCUCCACAUAUUACUUCAUGUUACAUCAUUUCUACGCUUUUUUGUAUUUCAAUAAAUAAUUAUACUGUGA